Molecule: messenger RNA, 1092 nt
Organism: Strongylus vulgaris
Lineage: Eukaryota; Metazoa; Nematoda; Chromadorea; Rhabditida; Strongylidae
Source: the annotation of a GenBank genome assembly
AUGAAUCGAAAGCGAUUACCUAUAGGUCCACUCGAAAAAGAUCACAGUCCUUUUGGGCUUGAUCCAAAUAAAGAAAUGAUAGCUGGAAAAAGCGCUGAGAACAAGAUCAUAGGUCAAAUGAACUAUAUUCGCAUGUAUCUUGCUGGGAAACUUAUGUUCCCACCGGACACAACAGAAUACCCUUUUGAGUUCAAAGAUCUGGAAGAAUUAGGACCACUGGGAAACGGCAGUUUUGGCACUGUUAAAAAGAUGCGACAUAUUCUUACCGGAACGUUAAUGGCUGUAAAGCGAGUUCGUAUAGUCAGUUCUGGAGUAGAUGAUGUUGCUAGCUGUCGGUCUAUGAAGCGGCUUCAACAAGAAGUUGACGCUAUAAAAUCUGCCAGUAACUGUAAACAGAUUGUUCAAUUCUAUGGAAUCACAUUUCAUGAGGGAGACGGUUUAGUGUGUAUGGAGCUUAUGGAUAUAUCCUUAGAGCGGCUUUACACUACCGUACAUAGUUUGGGCUACGAAGCCUUCGAUGAGAAUACACUGGGAAGCAUAGCAAUAAACGUUAUUAUUGCUUUAAAUCACAUGAAGAGCCAACAUCACAUCAUUCACCGAGAUGUAAAGCCUUCUAAUAUACUGCUAAAUAGAAAAGGCGAAGUGAAGCUUUGUGACUUUGGCAUUUGUGGAUAUCUCCAGGAUUCGGUUGCCCAAACACAGGAUGCUGGUUGCCGGCCCUAUAUGGCGCCCGAGCGACUAAUUGCUUUUUCAACAGGCUAUGACAUCAGGUCGGAUGUCUGGUCCCUUGGGAUAUCAAUGGUUGAAGUAGCAAAUUUUGCGUUUCCAUAUCCGGGAUUUACCUCAGCACCACUAUUCGCCCAAUUGGAUCUUGUUGUACACGGGGAUGCACCUAUGGUUAAUAACCCACACUAUUCUACUGAUACAAAAAAUUUCAUUCAUUACUGUCUUACAAAGGAUCUGAAUAGCCGGCCAACGUUCACGGAUUUAGAAAAAACGCCUUUUUACAAGCACUACAAUUCAAUGGAAAAUUUGAAUGUGCUGGUAGGGGAAUAUGUGGCCGAAAUACUGGACAAAAUUGAGUCACUCUGA